CGCCGGGCCAGUGGCGAAGGCGGGAUGGCGGAAGUCCCGCCCCUUUGGGGCGGAAGCGAGCUUGUUGUGGUGACGUCACUCGCGGAGGACGCGGGCGUCCCAUCGGGUCGGGCUCUCGGGCGGCGGCGCCCAUGGCCAGCACCGGCAGCCCUCUGUACGAUGCUGUACCCAUCCAGUCCAGUGUGGUUCUGUGUUCUUGCCCGUCCCCAUCAAUGGUGAGGAGCCAGGCAGACUCCAACUCCCCCCCGCCUGUUGCUGCCACCUGUGGCCGCAGAAAGGGGCUGAACAUGGAGAGCACCGCAGCUGAGCCGAGGGCCCCUGCAAAGUCUUUACAGCAGCCUCCGCAGCCACGCAAGAAACGCCCAGAGGACUUCAAGUUUGGGAAGAUUCUGGGGGAAGGGUCUUUCUCAACGGUCGUCUUGGCCAGGGAAUUGGCCACCUCCAGAGAAUAUGCCAUUAAAAUCCUGGAGAAGCGUCAUAUUAUAAAAGAGAACAAGGUGCCCUACGUGACCCGUGAGAGAGACGUCAUGUCUCGGCUGGAUCACCCUUUCUUCGUCAAGCUGUACUUCACGUUUCAGGACGACGAAAAGCUCUAUUUUGGCCUUAGCUAUGCCAAAAAUGGGGAGCUCUUAAAAUAUAUCCGCAAGAUUGGCUCCUUCGAUGAGACUUGCACCAGGUUUUAUACUGCUGAAAUGGUUUCUGCGUUAGAGUAUCUGCACGGGAAAGGAAUCAUUCAUAGGGACCUAAAGCCAGAGAACAUCCUGCUCAAUGGAGAGAUGCACAUUCAGAUCACAGACUUCGGGAGCAAAGUAUUAUCUGCGGACAGUAAACAAGCCCGGGCCAACUCAUUCGUUGGGACAGCGCAGUACGUGUCUCCAGAACUACUAACAGAGAAGUCUGCCUGCAAAAGUUCUGAUCUGUGGGCUCUUGGCUGCAUCAUAUAUCAGCUGGUAGCCGGGUUGCCGCCCUUCCGAGCCGGGAAUGAAUAUCUUAUAUUUCAAAAGAUCAUCAAAUUGGAGUAUGAAUUCCCAGAGAAAUUCUUCCCCAAGGCUAAAGAUCUCGUAGAAAAGCUUCUGGUCCUAGAUGCGACCAAGAGGCUCGGCUGUGAGGAAAUGGCAGGGUACGAACCCCUGAAGGCGCACCCGUUCUUUGAUUCCAUUGCCUGGGAGGAUCUGCAUCACCAAACGCCUCCCAAGCUCACGGCGUAUUUGCCUGCUAUGUCAGAAGAUGACGAAGACUGCUACGGAAACUACGACAAUCUCCUGAGUCAGUUUGGCUGCCUGCAAGUUUCCGGCUCUGCCUCUUCUCAGUCACUGUCCACCCUGGAGCCAAGCCCACCCCCCACGUCCGGCAACAACAUCGAACAGUACAUUCACGACCUUGACAACAAUUCCUUUGAGCUGGAUCUCCAGUUCUCCGAAGAAGAGAAAAGGUUGCUGCUGGCGAAACAGGCCGGGGGAAACCCCUGGCACCAGUUUGUAGAGAAUAAUUUAAUUCUGAAAAUGGGGCCCGUGGACAAGAGGAAGGGCCUGUUUGCUCGCCGGCGGCAGCUGCUCCUGACGGAAGGGCCCCACCUGUACUACGUAGAUCCAGUGAACAAGGUUCUCAAAGGGGAGAUCCCGUGGUCACUUGAACUACGGCCAGAAGCCAAGAACUUCAAGACCUUUUUUGUUCACACACCCAACAGGACCUAUUACCUGAUGGACCCAAGUGGGAACGCCCACAAGUGGUGUAAAAAGAUCCACGAGGUCUGGCGACACAGAUAUCACCAGAACGCUGCAAAGUGAAGCUGCUCUUGCCCCCCUGCCCCCCUUCGCCUCCCUCCUUGCUGCUAGAGCACCACGUGCCGCGGCCAGCGGACCCUCCAGUCGCCUCCGGGGGGAGCUGGCAGCCCAGACUCAUUCCUCCUUCAGCAAGAACCAGCUCGUGGGAUCCAGGGUGGCUUUGCUUGCUUUUCUGCGUCUCCUGAGGCUUCCACGUACUCGGCUGCACAGUCAGUGGCCAGCUUUCCUUUCGUGCCCUUCAGCUCCGUUUCUGCUGCAAAGGCGGGGCUUGGCUGUGCGGUCAGUCGGUCAGCUAAGCGAAGCGCGUCUCAUCUGAUCCAUGGGCUCGGGCCAGGUCCCGUUGGGCUGGAAGAUGACUGGGCAGCUGUCUUUCAUCAGGGAGCGUGGAGGGGGCCUUCCUGUGUGAGAGGCCUAUGUUGCUGCUGCUGCCCCCCCCCCCCCCCCAAAUUCCCUUUGUUGGCUUCCGGUCCUCCAGCACUUGCGUGGGCAGUGAGCUUGCCCCCCCCCCCCCGCCCCCCAGGCUCUCUGGUCGCAUUUGGAUUGCAGGAUUCUCCAUGGACGGUACUUCCUUGUGAGUUGCACAUUUUGCAGGCACACUCCGGCCCAGGCGGAAGGAGGAGAGGGAAUCCUUGUUGGACCCGGCCCUUCAGAUGUCCACAGUCUUGGCACUCUGAUCUCAUAAAAUUUUGAAAUGGAAUUUUCAUUUGACCCAUUUACAUGUUUAAGUAAGGAGCGCUAAAGUUACCAGCAUGCUUUUAACUAAUACUAACUGCAGAGUUAACUAGUUUGUACAAGGCUUUCUUGAUGUAGUCCAUAGACUCUUCGCCUUUUCAGAAGAGAAAAGGGGUCCCGUUUCUUUGCAGGGGGCGGCGUAGACGUAGUGUUGCUGCAAGGAGGGAGCAGUGGCUUGCCUGUGUGGGAGGAGAAGACCGAGCAGCCGAAAGGCUCUUGUACAACUGAUGACUUGAGUGGGUGUCUCUUGGUAUAACGAGGUGUACAAUAUUCCUGUCUGGUUUAUUGGCCAAGCAUCUGACCUUUUAGCGACUUUGAAAAUAUUUUACAUGAUUUAAACGUAUUUAAGCCCCUCCACUAAUCGGACUAAAUGUCGUGUUCCUGUACAAAUGUUGAUACCACGGAGGGACAAACUUAUGGUACUUGAGUCAUAUCUAUCAAAAGUUUCAUAUCGUUCUUUUGUCUUUUUCCAAUUAAACUAUCAUGGUCAAAUGUU
Molecule: messenger RNA, 3012 nt
Organism: Sphaerodactylus townsendi
Lineage: Eukaryota; Metazoa; Chordata; Lepidosauria; Squamata; Sphaerodactylidae
Gene: PDPK1
Product: 3-phosphoinositide dependent protein kinase 1
Biological process (GO): peptidyl-serine phosphorylation; intracellular signal transduction
Molecular function (GO): ATP binding; protein serine/threonine kinase activity
Source: RefSeq, a predicted model, not a curated record